This is a messenger RNA of Bemisia tabaci, 4776 nucleotides long. NCBI's taxonomy places the organism in Eukaryota, Metazoa, Arthropoda, Insecta, Hemiptera, Aleyrodidae. The record is from RefSeq and is a predicted model, not a curated record.
UCUUUCUCUGGUGUCCCGUUUUCAGUUCCAUGGCAGGUUUUCUCUCCACGGUUCGCGUGUGGCGUAACUUCUCUCUACUUUAUUCAUUGUGCUGAGUACUAUUGUUUACUAACUGUUAUCGAGAACAUCUUUAGUUACCGUGGUCGUUGGAUCCGUCUGAAAAACUUUCGAGUGGUUUUCCUUCUAAAGUUCUCAGUUCAUGACAAUAAUCGUGUAGUUCUACGCGUAUGUAUGUUACGUUUCGUUUACCUUUGUGCUCAAUCUCCGAAAUAUUGUGUUUAUGCUCCCCCAUCAAUUCUCUCAGAUCUGUCUGAUAAUCGUGCUUUCUCUGCAGUCUGUGAUUUAGAUUGUUGACGAAAUAUUGAUCGUCUAUCGUUUUCAAAAUACUUGUCGAUUGUGCUCUAAUUCUCCAUUCUUUAAAAUUGUUGUGUAAAUCGGCACUGUGUUUUUAUUAGGUCAUCUGCCAAUUACCUGCAAGUAGAUUACCCUCUAAGUGAAAGUUUACCUAUGUGUACUUGAUUGUGUACAACAUUUUGACAGGACAUCCUCUUCUCUUGGUCGUUAGAUUGAAGCUGCGGGAAGCCGAACGGGUUGCAUAUCUGCAAGGCGGCGGCUGCGGCGGCGGCCGAGGGGGAGGCCUCGGGGGUGGGGGCGGGGAUGGUGGCCGAGCCCGACAGCGGGAUGGAGUCUGCGGCCUCGAGCUGGGAUCGGAGCGUGGCCGAAGUCAAGGAGCACGCCUUCGCGCGCCUCCAGGACGAGCUCCGCCGCGCCAACGAGGAGCUCAAGCUCAGGGAUGAGGAGGUCACCCGCCUCAGCAGGAUCCGCCAGGAAGUCGAGGCCGAACUCGAGGAUCUCACCGCCAGCCUCUUCCAGGAAGCUCACAAAAUGGUGCGGGAGGCGAAUCUGCAACAAGCGGCGGCCGAGAGGAGCUUGAAGGAGAAAGCAAUGCAGGUCGACGUGCUGACCGCAGAAGUGGCAGCCCUCAAAACCCUCGUGCUCACCUCCACGCCCAGCAAACCGAAUCUCCACUUGGUCCACGACCAAAAGAACAAAGACGACCCCGAUACUCCAAGCAGUAGUAGACUGAAGAAACAUAGGAGAUGUCCGUCUCACUUUAAUUUAAAGUAUGGGCGUGAGAACUCACCUCCUGAUUCACCAACUGAAGAACAAAAUCCCAUCUCAAAUCUAGACUCUAUCAUGAGCAGUGAAAACUGCGAGGUUGAUCCUGUGUUCCAUAAAGAAUUUCUUGCAUGGAAACAAAACCCUACUCUAGAUAAAUCGAAUGAGUUCAUCGCGAGGAUAUAUCGUGAAGACAUAGAACAAUGUCUUGAUUUUAAUAAUACUCAACUUGCUGAAGAAAUAAGGACGGCUGUUGAUAACGGAGAUAUUUUUAUUGAGGCUGUGAGUGAAAAAAUGAAAUCCCCGUUUGCAAAGAAAUGUGUUUUGCUAGAUUCCCAAAGCGUUUGUAAUUAUCGUUUAAGAUUAAGCAAUAGUGAAACAUGGUAUCAUAUAUCUCAAAUAUGCAGGAAUAGGAUAACAGCUGUUUGCAACUUCCUCAAUUAUUUGCGUUACAUUCAAAGAGGUCUUGUUAAGAGUUCAGUCCAUGACAUCUAUUGGGAAAUCAUCCGACUACGAAAAGAAAUGAUGCUUGCUCGUCUUGGACUUUCAAUCUCCACAUCUUAAAGAAUCAAGCUAUCAAGAAACAUGAACUGAAUUAAGUUUUACAAAAAAGGAGUUGUCAUCCUCAAAAUACUCUCAUUUUUUACUGAAUUUUAUACCUCUUGAUCAAUACUCUUCCUUUCCUCCAGUAUUAUAAGCAUUUUUACACUUCCCUGAUGGAUAUUUGAAUGCUUCCUUAAAACUGGAUCAUAUUGGAUUUUAUGAGCGAAGUUUCUUACUGAUCAGAUAUGACCCCCAAAGGAUGGGAUCGUUCCAUACAUGGAAACAAGAGUGAAAUUGGUAUCUUGCGUCUCAAAGAAUUUUAUUUCUUGAUCGUAUAAUAAUAAUAUUUAAUCCUCCUUGUCAGUCCUUAAUGUAAAAUUGUGUAAAUGUUCUAUAAAAAAAAUUAACAGAAUCCAUGGAGAAGGUUCAAAUAAUAAUAAAACUGUAUGUUUGGCCUUCCUGGAUGAGUGCUCAACAAGUUGAAAAGAACCGUGUUUCUUGAUGCAAACUGUAUGCGACUGAUGGGUUUUCUUUGAUCUUAGUAAUUUUUGCUGUUAUAAAAUGGGCUAUUUCUUUUCAAAAUAUCAUGGAUUCCACGCUAAGUAAGUUCAUGCACUUUUAGAUCGCAACAGAAGAUCGUGUGAUGUCAGUUUAGCAUUGAAAGUAAAUGCAAGAAUGUAAUGCUAAAUUGACAUCACUCAAUGUUCUGUUGCAGUCUCAAAGUGCGUUAAAUUUUUAGGCAUGGACUCUCGUAUCUAUCAUUCUUGAGGCUAACCUAUCUUCAAAAUAACGUUACUAAUUGAUCUGAUUUCUCUCUUGAAUUGUUGCAAUUUUUCUGUUUUUUAUUUGGUCCCUCAAAAGAUCUAAAAUCAUUGCAUCGAAACGAUCUCGACAAAAAUUAAAUAACCUCGAGUCAAACAUUUAUAGUAAAAUUGAUUACAUAGGUACAUCAUUGUACCGCCUCUCUUGUGUUCUCCAAAUUAAUGUGUUAUGGUGGAUCUGGCGUGUACUUACGGUUCAUAUUAUCAUAGCAGAAUUUUGUAAAUAUGCUGUGUCUUAAUGUUAUAGCACGAAAAUUACAUUUAAAUCAAGACCAAUUCACACAGGUCAGUCAUGUCCGUGGACAAGUUUUCAAAUUCCUCUGCGCAUUGGUGGCGGGAAGUUUGAAAGCAAUGCAUUUCUAAUGGGAACAGUCAAUUUCACGUCAUACUUGCUGCAGUCAAGUAAAGGUCAGGCAGAGGAGUGAAUUUAAAAAAAAAUUGCGCAAUGACUGACCUGUUUGGAUUGGUCUUGAUUUGAGUGAUCGUGAAAAGUAUAUUUAAAUGAAAUAAUAGAAUGGUGUGAAGUGGCACAUGACCAGAAUUUUAUUCUGAAGAUGUAUCUACAAAAUUUUAUACUGAUGAUUCUAGAAUUUCUCUUUUACUAGAUCAAGUUUUAAAAAGGAAAUCAGUCACCUCCUAAAAUUUGUUUGCAUAAACCAAAGACUAAUUUGUGCUUCAGCUAUUUUAAUGUUUAUCAAUCCUACAAGGUUUUAAUCCAGUAUAAAUCGUGUCCAGUCAGAUUUUAAUAGUUUAUAAAAAAAUAUGUAUAAAUAAAUAAAAUAAAGUAAAACCAACGAAAUUCGGAGGGCUAAAUUACAUUAACACACAAAUACAUAUUAUAUUCUUAAUGAGCUUUCCAUUUACCUCUCACCCAAUUUUUAAGCAUAUCGUAACAUUUUGUGCAAUAUGAUUCUCCUCUUUCAUUUUUGUUAAUAGCAAUAUUUUAUUUUGUCAUGAUCAAAGAAAGAAAUGUUACAAUUUCACUGUAAUCGUAUGUGUAAUUUUCCCUGUAUGUCCUUUGAAAAUUGAUUUCAGACUCUACAAAUCAGAUCUCUAAUUUAAGUUGGUGCAAUAUCUAUAAAUAAGCUCACAGGAAUCGUUGCUGUUGUCAAACGUUGGAAGAUAGAUCUAAAUACAUUCAUACCUAAGUUUUAAAUGUGAUCAAUUUACAUCACUGUCAUUCUUUCAACUAAUUUUAGGCUAAUUUAUACAGCAAUCUUCAAGACUGUUAAAGUAACCAUUGCUAUGUGAAGUAAAUGCAUUUUCCAAAUUUUAAUAUGCUAUCGCGUUGCAGCUCAGCAGCUCUACGCUAGUAUGACAAUGAAUUUUAUUAAUUUCAUCUUGGCUGCUCAUAUUGUAAGAAGCCCUAUCGAAGAAUUUCUGUUCAUUAAGUUUGAAUUAUUUGUAACCAAAGAUCUCGAAUAUUUUGUUACUUUUACCUGUUCAUUUUAUCGAAUUCAAGAUUCAAUACAAAGGAUCCUUUUGAUGAAGGCCUUUGGAAAAGAAGGAUUUACGCACUUUCAUUUUGAAAGCCGCUCCAAUUUCAAACAUUUGUAGUAUGAAAUACAGCAGGUAGGUAUUCUGUUUCACCUAAUCCUUAAUUUGGAUAUUGUGAGUACAUAUUGGAAAACAAUCAUACUUUUUAUGGAAUAACAGGUCACUGCUCAAAAAUUUCGAGUGAUAGCUAGCAUUUCUAUUAGUAGAGUAUUAAUGAACUGUGAACAUGUCUGCUCUCUUGUGAGCAAACACUCACUGUUCACCUUUUCACCUCCUCUGCAUGCAUUUAUUCUGACUAGAGUAAUACAUGAUCAGAUUUUUAGAAAUCAUAAUGAAUCAGUUUAAAUAUACAACACUGAAGGUUCUUACGCCAGAGUGCAAGACACAAAGGUGCUCAAGUCAUGAAAAACUUGAUUUUGGAUCAUUGUUGAACCCAUUUUGCCGAACUACAGUAUAAUACACUUACAUUGAAGAGCGGUCUUCCCUGAUCAUGUACAAAGUUGCAUACCUAUUUUAAGAGCACAAACUCAUUUCAUUUGUUUCAAAAUUAAGAUCAUUGUGUAAAUUAUCAAGUUGUAACAUAUACUCUGGAACAUAGGAGUUUUAUUCGGAGACUUUUCCUGGUCUAUAUAUAUUUUAUUUUACUGUUUGAUUGCCAUCAAAUUAACUUAUUUUUAGUAUUGUAAUUAAUUAUUUGUGCAAUCAAAGGAGAUGUACAUUGUUUAUACAUUUGUAAAUUAUUAUAUACUAUAUUGAAUGAACAUGCAGUCAUAAAUGAAUCUCUCUAAACAAAAAA